This is a messenger RNA of Chelmon rostratus (copperband butterflyfish), 1771 nucleotides long. It is a transcript of the gene lgi3, whose product is annotated as leucine-rich repeat LGI family, member 3. Gene Ontology annotation, molecular function: protein binding. The coding region runs from base 1 to 1647 and encodes 548 amino acids. Gene Ontology annotation, biological process: regulation of exocytosis. The transcript is spliced from 9 exons. NCBI's taxonomy places the organism in Eukaryota, Metazoa, Chordata, Actinopteri, Chaetodontiformes, Chaetodontidae. The record is from RefSeq and is a predicted model, not a curated record. Gene Ontology annotation, cellular component: synaptic vesicle.
AUGCCGGAGCUCGGCGAGAGAUGGACGAGGCUGCUCUGCUUGUCGCUUCUGUGUGUGUGUCUCUGCCUGCUCAGCGAAUCCAACGCUAGGAGAGCCCCCAAGAUACCCCGCUGCCCUGCGACCUGCUCCUGCACCAAAGACAGUGCCUUCUGCGUGGACACCAAGGCCAUCCCCAAGAGCUUCCCCCCUGGGAUCAUCUCCCUGACGAUGGUGAACGCAGCCUUCACGACCAUCCCGGAGGGAGCCUUCUCACACCUUCACCUGCUGCAGUUCCUGCUCCUGAACUCCAACACGUUCACCAUGAUUGCUGAUGAUGCCUUUGCUGGCCUGUCUCACCUGCAGUACCUGUUCGUCGAGAAUAACGACAUCCAGGCGCUCUCUAAGUACACCUUCAGAGGACUCAAGUCCCUGACUCAUCUAUCGCUCUCGAACAACAACCUGCAGCAGCUGCCCAGAGAUCUCUUCAAACAUCUCGACAUCCUCACGGAUUUAGACCUGCGGGGGAACUCGUUCCGCUGCGACUGUAAAAUCAAGUGGCUGGUAGACUGGAUGGAGAAGACCAACACUUCUGUUCCUGCCAUCUACUGUGCCAGCCCCUUUGAGUUCCAGGGCCGCAGGAUCCACGAUCUCGCACCUCGAGACUUCAACUGCAUCAGCGCAGAUUUCGCUGUUUAUGAGACCUUCCCUUUCCACUCCGUGUCAGCCGAGUCCUAUGAGUUCAACGAGGAUCAGUUUGUGGCCUUUGCUCAGCCUGAUUCAGGGUUCUGCACCUUGUACAUUUGGGAUCAUGUGGAGAUGGUUUUCAGGCGGUUUCAUAACAUUACCUCUCGCUCUGCUGUGUACUGCAAACCAGUGGUCAUAAACAACAGUCUGUACAUGGUUGUGGCUCAACUGUUUGGUGGAUCUCACAUCUACAAGUGGGAAGAGGACCCGCAGCGCUUUGUAAAGAUCCAAGACAUCGACACCACUCGAGUGAGGAAGCCCAACUUCGUGGACACCUUCCAGCUGGAUGGAGAGUGGUACUUUGUGGUGGCCGACAGCUCCAAGGCCGGCUCCACCAGCAUUUAUCGCUGGAACAGCAACGGUUUCUACUCCCACCAGUCCCUCCAUCCCUGGCAUCGGGACACCCAUGUGGAGUUCCUCGAUGUUGGGGGAAAGCCUCACCUCAUCCUCUCCAGCGCCUCUCAGCCGCCGGUGGUUUACCAGUGGAACCGGAGCCAGAAGCAGUUUGCUUUCUUCUCCCAAAUCACAGAGCUAGCAGACGUGCAGAUGGUUAAGCACUUCUGGGUGAGGAAAGUUCUUUACCUUUGCCUCACGCGCUUCAUUGGCGACUCCAAGAUCCUCCGCUGGGAGGGGCAGCGUUUCGUGGAGAUCCAGACGCUCCCCUCUCGGGGCUCAAUGGCAGUGUAUCCUUUCACAGUGGGCCUCCGUCAGUACCUCAUUCUUGGGAGUGAUUUCUCCUUCUCCAGAGUGUACCUGUGGGAUGACCUCACUCAGCGCUUUCAGCCCUUCCAGGAGCUCAACAUGAGAGCUCCGCGGGCGUUCAGCUUGGUUUCCGUCGACAACAAGGACAUUCUGCUGGCUGCCAGCUUCAAAGGCAACACCCUGGCCUACCAGCACCUGGUGGUGGAUCUCAGUGCCAAGUAGACAUGUUCCGGUCAGGGCGAGAGGAGGCGCUUCCGAGCAUUUAUCAAUAUGUGCCAAAUAAAUGAAAGACUGCAAAAUGUUUAAGCCAUGUAACUAAAGGUCUGCUGUUUCACCAGGUGUUUUA